Messenger RNA from Cladophialophora immunda, 1102 nucleotides. RefSeq lists its product as uncharacterized. The record is from RefSeq and is a predicted model, not a curated record. The coding region runs from base 670 to 972 and encodes 100 amino acids. Lineage: Eukaryota; Fungi; Ascomycota; Eurotiomycetes; Chaetothyriales; Herpotrichiellaceae. The transcript has a single exon.
CUCUCGCUGCCCUCCUUCGAGGCCACACUUUACCCGACCAGGCCAUUGACACUAUCCCACACAUGUCCUUUGAUUGUUGAAAUGGCCAAAUUGCCCCUCGCCUGGCCUGAUCUUGUCCUGCGCUUUUUCGCCUGUCAAACCUCAAUGAACCCGUGGGACAGACGCUGUCAGGUUCUCUCCUCGCAAACACCGGCCCUGCUCGAGGCUCUUUUGUUCCUGAGUUAUAUUUUCUUACCACCUUUCCCUGCGACUCUCCUGUAAUCCCUCUCACCCACCCAGCCUCAGCCUUUUUCUGCUCGUCGAAUCACCUUGGUCGACGUCAAGCCGAGCCUGUCAUCCCGGUCUUACCACUUCGUGUUCUUCAUCUUUUCUUCGCCUGACUCACCUUUUGUUUGCGCGUACAACGACCACCCCCCCUCUCCCCUCCCCCUCCUCGCGGAAUACCCCGCCCAUCCGAUGUCCGCCACUCCUGCUUGGACCAACACCUGAGGUUGUAAACUCGCAGGCAGCUUUUCUGACAGCUUUUGUCCCUCCCCCUUCGUUCGCUGACCGCAUACCUGCCGCAGGAUGUGCCCCGGGUCUUUCGGAUUGUAUGGUUGAUCCAAUACUUUUUCACGGUCUUCGGCCUUGACUAAAGGCUCUCUCACCCUUUGCCAUCUGUCAGGUACAAUGAAUACGUGGGAGAGUGGAGUAGCCGUUGCUCGCCGAGAACAACUGACCCUAGAAAAAGGCCAUUAUGAUAAACUUGCAGCAAACUUGUCUCGCUCGGUCCAGGAACAAGGCACACAGCGUCAGGUACCCCGAGUCCAGGGAUCCGUGUCCUCCCCGCCCAGUCCUUUUUUCCGCCCUCUUUGCUCCGGAUGUCGUCCUAACGUACUGUAUCAGAUGACUCUUUUCCCCUGCUCUCCUGAUAUCCUCGAGUCAUACCCAGUACACUUCUUGAUCGCCAAUCUUCACCGACAACCUGGCUGAACUUAUUGCCUCCAACAACAACCAUGACGCGAAUGAGCUAAGCUGGCAGGAAAUAGCAUGUGAUAAGAAAACCUAUGGUGCGUGCGUGCGUGCGUUCGAGACCGUUCAUUCGACCCCGCAUGAUUCCUAG